Messenger RNA from Closterium sp. Yama58-4, 2370 nucleotides. The record is from the annotation of a GenBank genome assembly. Lineage: Eukaryota; Viridiplantae; Streptophyta; Zygnematophyceae; Desmidiales; Closteriaceae.
AUGCAUUCCGGCGUAGAAAGGAGUGGAGAUGAAGAUGCAGGAAGCAGGUUUACUAAAAUUCUCCUCCCCGAGAGAGACCUAGCCCUCAACUGGACCAUCGACGUGGCUAGCGUAUUAGGCGAAUACCUGAACGAGCUGCAAGGCGCAGCAGGCUCGCUGCAGGACGGUGCCUCCCUGAACUUCGUGGAAGCCGCGCUCGUCGUGCAAGGUUCGGCAGGAAUCUACAGUCGCAAGACGGACUACUUGCACAGCCUCGUGCUGCACACGUUGACUGCACUCGCAACCGGGGACACGAACGGCAGCAACGACGGGGAGGAAUCCGGCGACGCGCAAGGUGAUGGCGGCGACGGCGAUGACUGCGACAUGCGUCGGUUCCUAUCGCUGGAUGACGUGGAAGUGGUUGGGACCGGCUCAGAACCGUCGCGGUUGGAUAUGCGAGUAAAGGACCAGAAGAAAACAACAGACGAUGACGGUGACGACGAAGACGAGGGGGGGCUGGCAGGAGGAGCAGCGCGGCAGGGGUCGAAGCUGCCGCCGCGCGCGCCCCCCAUACUGCUGACAGUAGAGGAGGAGCUGGAUGGGGGGAAGGGGUUCAGCACUGUGCCUUUUUCGGAGCUCUCCGCCUUCAAGGUAUCACGGAUGGCCGCUUUCGUCAGCCACGUGUCGGGGUCUGUUUUCCUGGAGGCGCAAGACGGGGACGUCAUGGAUGCGCUUCUGCGCCUUCCGCGGCGUCGCGCCGCGCACGUCCGCGCAGCCGCGGGCGCUGGCUCCCCCGCCUUCACCUUCCCCGAGCCGGGUCUCUUCCCGGACUGCACGCCCCCGUUUCCGCGCAACGGGUGGAGUUCGUCGCCCUACGCAGACAGAGGGGCGGCUGUGGCGGAAGACAUGGGGGGAGCGGGAUGCGCGCAGUGGGGGGAGGGGGCUGCGCGGCAGAGCGAAUGGCAGGCGCCGGAAGGCAUGGGGGGGAUGGGUUCGGGGGAUGAUGACGAUGAGGAUGGGAUGGGGACGGCAGGCGGGUUUGAUUGCGGGGAUUGGGGGGAGCCAGCCGCGGGAAGCGGAGAUGCGCAUGGGUCGCACGCGGGGGAGUGGAGCGGAGGAGCCGGAAGUGGCGGCGGGGGGGUUGUACCUGGGAGUGCGCAGAACAAAUCGGGAUCGAAAGGAGGCAGUGGGAAGGGCAGCGGUAAGGGGAGUGCGAGCGGGAGGGGCGGAGGGCAGGGGGAGGCGGCGGUGGAGUAUGACCCGUUCGCCCCGCUUGAUCCAGAUGACGCAGGCUGCAUCCCGCUCAGGCCGUUAAGGAAAGGCCGGCCCUACCUGCGCGCCAAGCGCAGAACCGACGGCGGUGAUUUGUCCAGCAGUCUGAGCGAUCCGGGCGUGUGGCUGUCGUUCCCCCUACUGGCGGGCAAGGGCCGCGGCAUGAUAUUCCCAGACAUAGAGAGCAUCAUGCAGCGUGCGGUGAUGCGCGAAAGCAAGAGGCAACGAAGCGGGGUUCCAGGCGGGAGCUUCGAUGGUGGAGGGUCGCAAAAGGCAGGCAGUGCUCUAGAGCCCCCAACAGGCAACGUAUUCGCGGACCUAGACGACGGGGAACACGCCCACGGCUCCCACGCAUCCGCGCACGGGGACGCACACGCGGGCGCUGAUAGGCUUGGGGCGCCGGGAUUCGGAUUUGACGGGAUGGAUAUAGAGGACGAUGAUGACGGUGCCGCGGGGAUGGAUGGCGCGGGCAGCGAUGGGGAGGGAGGGGAGGGUGAGCGGAUGGGCGUGGAGCGGCCUAGAUCCACAGGACCGUCUGGUGCUGACUCACUGCCAGGCAUGGACUGGGAGGCGAACGUCCUGCAACCCGACGCACCCCAUCCAGAGGACCCCUCAGCACCGCAUGUGGCAACAGUGGAAGCCAUGCGAGACGCCCAUGUGGCGGAGAUGAUACAGAGGGCAGCGGAAAUGCAGGCGCGGAGGUCAGAGGUGGAGACGAGGGUCGGGGACUGGCAGGCUCGCAUUCUGCCGCUUCUUGAACAACCGGACGAGCGGCCACCAUUCGACAUCCACGUUUAUGGGGACCGGAUUCUUUCAGCCUUGGAGCAGAAACACAUGCAGCAGGAGCUGCAGCGGCAGCAGGAGCAGCAGGAGAUGGGUGAAAUGGAGGGCGCUGGGCAAGGAGAUGAAGGGCGGCAGCAGCAGCAGUUGUGUGAGGACCUGUUUGAGAACGUGAUCAACACUCCACAUGAAUAUGAGGUCCCGCGAUACUUCUCCGCAUUGCUGCAGCUGGUCAACAAUGGCAAUCGUCCAGUAGCCUCACCUCCACCGCUCCCUCUUCCUCUGCACCGCGCUGCUAUUCCCGUGGGUCAUCUUUCUCCGUGCGUCUACAUUCGCUGA